GGAGAGCCUCGCCGUACCGUCCUGGGCGAGGGGCAGCACAAGGAGGUGCCCUAUGGGCAGAGAAACUUUCCCGAGCUACUCGCAGUUCUGGAGCAGUGGGCGUGAGCGCCGUGUUUUCCUUGUUUUACGCGCCGCCGGGAGGGAACAGCGAAGCGUUUGGCGACCUCUUCGCGCAACAGAUUCCCAGUUCUUCGGGGAAGUCGAGGGGCGAAAGGAACUCGCUCCCUGGCUUCCCCGCACAAUUUGGGAGCCUUAAAAGAGUCGGAGACGGCGGGAGGAAGAGGAUCCGCCGCUCUUUCCCGGCGAGAUCGGCUUGGAGGCGGGUUUUGGAGUUGGGCACCGGACCUCUCAAUCGCUGGAGGCGCGCCGCGCUCGCCGUUCUUUGCCCUGAUCCCCACCCGAUGGGGUGGGAGUCCCGCGGAGGGCUUUCCCCUGCUCCGGACCGGUGCGGCGGGGGAGAUGCUGGACGGCAACGCGAGCUGCCCGGGUUGCCACUUCCACCCCGAGGCGCGCCACUCCUUGGCCGCCGUCCUCAUCUUCACCAUCGUCGUGGACAUUCUGGGCAACAUCUUGGUGAUCAUAUCCGUGCUGAGGAACCGCAAGCUCCGCAACGCCGGCAAUAUCUUUGUUGUCAGCCUGUCCGUGGCAGACCUUGUGGUGGCUGUGUACCCCUAUCCUCUCAUCUUGAGCGCCAUCUUCCACAAUGGAUGGACAAUGGGCAACGUUCAUUGCCAGAUCAGCGGCUUCCUCAUGGGCUUGAGUGUGAUUGGCUCCAUUUUCAACAUCACGGCUAUUGCCAUCAACAGGUACUGUUACAUUUGCCACAGCCUCCGGUACGACAAACUCUUUAACCUGAAGAACACCUGCGGCUAUCUUUGCCUGACGUGGCUGCUCACCCUGGUGGCGAUCCUGCCCAACUUUUUCGUGGGCUCCCUGCAGUACGACCAUCGGAUUUACUCCUGCACUUUUGCUCAGACUGUCAGUAUGUGGUAUACCAUCACUGUGGUAGUGGUCCAUUUCAUCAUCCCUCUGUCCAUUGUGACCUUCUGCUACCUUCGGAUCUGGAUCCUGGUGAUUCAGGUCAAGCACCGGGUGAGGCAAGACUGCAAGCAGAAAGUGCGCGCGGCCGAUGUACGGAACUUCUUGACCAUGUUUGUGGUCUUUGUCCUCUUUGCGGUGUGCUGGGGGCCAUUAAAUUUCAUCGGCCUGGCAGUCUCCAUCAAUCCUUCCAAAAUCAUACCACAGAUUCCGGAGUGGCUUUUUGUGGUGAGCUACUUUAUGGCUUAUUUUAACAGCUGCCUCAACGCUGUGAUAUAUGGACUUCUCAACCAGAAUUUCCGGAAGGAGUACAAAAGAAUCCUCAUUGCUCUCUGGACUCCACGGUUGCACUUUGUCGACAGCUCAAAAGGUGGGACAGAGGGAAUUAAAAGCAAACCAUCCCCGGCUGCAACAACCAACAACAACCAGGCUGAAAUCUUCUUGUAAAUAGAAGGGAAACUAUUUAUUGUGUGGUGUCUGUAUAUACUAUGUAAAGGUCUUGUCAUGUGUGCUACAGCAGGGACCAUUACUGCCAAACUUGUGCAGAUAAAUGUCACCUUCUUUUUUCA
This is a messenger RNA of Rhineura floridana, 1607 nucleotides long. It is a transcript of the gene GPR50, whose product is annotated as G protein-coupled receptor 50. Gene Ontology annotation, cellular component: membrane. Bases 460 to 1485 code for a protein of 341 amino acids. Lineage: Eukaryota; Metazoa; Chordata; Lepidosauria; Squamata; Rhineuridae. Gene Ontology annotation, biological process: G protein-coupled receptor signaling pathway. The transcript is spliced from 2 exons. The record is from RefSeq and is a predicted model, not a curated record. Gene Ontology annotation, molecular function: melatonin receptor activity.